AUGGCAUCCGAGUUCAUGAUCAAGAAGAUCGUGUGGUACGGCGCAGGUCGACUUGGCAGCCAGAUCCGACCACGCGUCGUUGCCACCAAAAAGUACGACAUCACUUUCAUCGGACGAAAAGAUCCUUCCGAGUAUAGAGGCAAAGUGCCAGAGGGCAUUCCAAUCGUCCAGGUCGAUCUGAAGGACCACAAAGGCCUCGUCGAGGCAUUGACUGGCGCCGAUGCCGUCGUGGUGUUCACCCACUUCGGCCCCGGGGGAGACCUCGACAUCAUCGAGAUCGCGCUCAUCAAUGCGGCCAUCGAAGCCAAGGUGAAGCUCUUCGUGCCGUCAGAAUGGGCCCCUGAUACUGCAGGCGGAAACGGGGCGACGCUGGAGAGAAUUGGACCCAAUACUCUACCACCUAGCCCGGCCAUUGCGCCGAAGAGAGUGGUGCACAACUAUCUGAUGUCCAGGUCUGCUGAGGGCAAAAUUGACUUUGUCAGUCUGCAUGUCGGCAAUUUGUUGUUGAACAUAACCCCCUUCUCACCCAUGGAUCUGAGCAAACGAAGUGCUUCCCUGGGCGAUGGUGGACACGGCCUCAUCUCUGUUUCCAGCCUUGACACACUUGGCAGAGGGUUGGACGGCCUGUUGACCAGAUACCCCAAAGUGAAGAAUAGCUUCGUCUACAUCUGCGACGGCGAGACUACCCUGCAGCGCAUCGUGAAGAGUUUUGAGGAAGCUUCCGAUACUCAAGAGCCGUGGGAAAUCACGUCAUUCUCCAUCGCCGAGAGAAAGAAGGCUGCAGACGAGAGGAUGCGAAACGGCACAUUUACGUGGGAAGAGUUUGCAGGUGUUCUCACUAUUCCGUUCACAGGAGGUUUGACCGUCUGGCAGAACCCAGAUAAUGAGAAGCUUGGGCUGGAGCCGCCAAGUGGCGACAAGGCGCAGAAGACUGUUGAUGAGCUCGUCCAAAGGCCUUUACAAUGUAUGAAGAUGUCAUAA
Molecule: messenger RNA, 981 nt
Organism: Trichoderma reesei QM6a
Lineage: Eukaryota; Fungi; Ascomycota; Sordariomycetes; Hypocreales; Hypocreaceae
Exons: 4
Coding region: 1-981 (326 amino acids)
Source: RefSeq, a predicted model, not a curated record